GAAGUGACAUGGAAUGUGAAGGAUAAAGCAGCGUUGUCAGGAAGCGUGAAGGGUCAGAAAUGGACGAUGAUUUCAUGGAUGACCAGGACUAUGGUUUGGAAUAUUCGGAUGAUUCUGCCAGUGAACCGGAUGUGGAUUUGGAGAAUCAGUAUUAUAAUGCAAAAGCUUUAAAAGCCGAGAAAGAAUUUGACAGCGCUUUGAAGACUUUUAAACACGUGUUGGAAUUGGAAAGUGAGAAAGGAGAAUGGGGAUUCAAAGCGCUCAAACAGAUGGUCAAGAUAACAUUUGCUGCAAAUCGUUAUGAUGAAAUGCUAAAGUAUUAUCGGCAAUUACUCACCUACAUCAAAUCAGCUGUUACGAAGAACUAUUCAGAAAAAUCAAUAAAUUCAAUUUUGGACUAUAUUUCAACCUCAAAACAAAUGGAUUUGUUGCAAAUAUUUUACGAGACAACCUUGGAUGCAUUAAAGGAUGCCAAGAAUGAACGGUUAUGGUUCAAGACGAACACAAAGCUUGGAAAAUUGUAUUUUGACCAAAAAGAAUUUGGAAAACUGGAGAAAAUCAUUAAACAGUUGCGAAAUUCAUGUAAGAAUGAACUCGGUGAAGAGGACCAGAAGAAGGGCACCCAACUGCUUGAAAUUUACGCCCUCGAAAUUCAGAUGUAUACAGAACAAAAGAAUAACAAAGCUUUGAAGGCGCUUUACGAACAAAGUUUACAUGUUAAAAGUGCAAUACCACAUCCACUUAUUAUGGGCGUUAUUCGCGAGUGUGGAGGAAAGAUGCAUUUACGAGAAAAACAGUUUGAAAAAGCUCAUACUGAUUUUUUUGAAGCAUUUAAAAAUUAUGAUGAAAGUGGUUCGGAGCGAAGAAUUGCAUGCUUGAAAUAUUUGGUACUUGCGAAUAUGUUAAUUAAAUCCGGAAUAAAUCCAUUUGAUAGUCAAGAAGCGAAGCCAUUCCGCAACGAUCCUGAAAUAGUUGCAAUGAAUCAACUUGUGGGAGCUUACCAAGACAAUAAUUUAAUGGAAUUUGAAAGUAUUCUUGAAAAAAAUCGUGAUGCUGUUAUGGCUGAUCCAUUUAUUCGUGAACAUAUUGAAGAACUGCUUACCAACAUCCGUUCGCAGGUAUUAAUAAGUCUUUGUGUGCCAUACUCUCGGAUUUACUUGUCAUUUCUUGCGGAAGAACUUCACGUUCAAGUGGAAGAAGUUGUGGUGCUUCUUGCCGAUUUGAUUCUCGAUGGUGCAUUGAAUGCAAAGAUUGAUGAAAUUAAUGGUAUCCUGGUAUCCGAAUCAACUAAUAAAGCAACACGAUGCACUGCAAUUGCGAGAUGUGCGAAACAGUUAUCUUCAUUGCACCUUUCAAUUGUAGACAGAUGUUCAUAAUAUUAAUCUCAGAGAAUCUCGUGUGCACUUCCGUGGUUGGACUUCACUUGUGUCUAAUUUCUACUUUCAUGUUUGGCAUAAUCCAGCUGCAUUCUAUUUAAAGGUAGCAUCAACUCUGCUCUAUUACAAUAAAAUGAGUGUAGCAUAAAAGUAGUUAUACAAAUAUGACACAAGUGCAGGCUAGCCUUGUUGUUUGUGUUUUGUUGUCACAUAAUUUAUCGUAGUAAAUACAUUUGAACAAAAUUCAAUAGUAGGGGUCAUAUUACUUGGUUUCCUCAGUCUGUUAGGGAUUUUUCGGCGAAUAUUCGUCGAAAUAAAGAUUCGAAACAGUGAUUUUCUGUACAGUUGUCGAAUUCUCAUUUUGUACGUCCCAUUAUGCAUUCUGUUCGUGAUUGUGUAGAUGAUUCAUAUAUAAAUUACGAAGAAGUCCUUAAAAAUCGUCUCGGUUCAAUUUCCACGUAUUUUCGCUGCUUUGAUUGCUAAUAAAUUAUUCUUC
Messenger RNA from Loa loa (African eye worm), 1872 nucleotides. RefSeq names its product COP9 signalosome complex subunit 2. The transcript has 9 exons. Gene Ontology annotation, biological process: protein deneddylation. Bases 60 to 1376 code for a protein of 438 amino acids. Gene Ontology annotation, cellular component: COP9 signalosome. Lineage: Eukaryota; Metazoa; Nematoda; Chromadorea; Rhabditida; Onchocercidae. The record is from RefSeq and is a predicted model, not a curated record.